ACCCCCAAUAUCUCAUUUUCUUCUCAUUUUUCUCUCGCCGCCGCCACCACCACCACCACCACCACCACAACAACCACCGCUUCACUGCGAAGCCACCAAUUUUUUAUAGAAUGAACUCUUCUUCCUCUUCUAAUUCUUCCUCGUCUUCCUCUUCUUCCUCCUCUUCAAAUUGGCUUGCUUUUUCUCUCUCUAACAAUCCCAACUCUCUCUCUCUAUUCCACCACCCUAAUCCUCCCGAUCUCUCCAUUUUCUCCCCCAAGCUCGAGGAUUUUCUCCGGGGAGCUUCCACCCCUCCGCCGCUGCCGUCUCCCUACCAGUUUUCUCCCCAUCAAACGCCCCUCACUUUCUGUGAAGAAUCCGAGAUUUGCGAUUCUGAUCUCAAAACCAUAGCCGCUAGUUUCCUCCGUGGAUCUCCCUCCCAGUUCCCCGAACAACACCUUCAGCAGCAUCUCCACGCGCCGCCUCCCCACCCUCUGCCUGAUACCCUAACCAAUCCACCGCCGCCGCCUCCCAAGAAGUCCGUCGAUACUUUCGGCCAACGUACCUCCAUCUACCGCGGUGUUACAAGACACAGAUGGACUGGUCGAUAUGAAGCUCAUUUGUGGGAUAACAGUUGCAGAAGAGAGGGUCAGAGUAGGAAAGGAAGACAAGUUUAUUUGGGUGGUUAUGACAAGGAAGAAAAAGCAGCUCGAGCUUAUGAUCUCGCUGCUCUCAAAUACUGGGGUCCGACCACCACCACCAACUUUCCGGUGUCGGAUUACGAAAAAGACCUGGAGAAUAUGAAGAACAUGACCAGACAAGAAUUUGUCGCUUCAUUAAGAAGGAAAAGCAGCGGUUUCUCUAGAGGAGCUUCUAUUUACAGAGGUGUAACAAGGCACCACCAACAUGGCAGAUGGCAAGCAAGAAUCGGGAGGGUUGCUGGCAAUAAAGAUCUCUACCUUGGAACUUUCAGCACUCAGGAAGAAGCAGCGGAGGCGUAUGAUAUUGCGGCCAUCAAAUUCCGAGGCCUAAACGCUGUCACCAACUUCGAUAUAAGUCGCUACGACGUCAAAAGCAUUGCCAGCAGCAACCUUCCCAUCGGAGGCAUGUCGGCCACCAAAUCCAAACCCACCACCGACUCCUCCGCCUCCGAAGACCGCGACGUGCACCAUUCUCCCGUCUCCUCCACCGCGACUCUCCUCCCAUCUCACCCCAACACCUCCACUCUAACCUUCGGAAUGCCGCCCAUCAAACAAGACCCAUCCGACCAAUACUGGUCCAUGUUCGGCUACAACGUUCCCCCACCAACAUCCUCAUCCUCCUUCACAAUGUUCCAACAACCUUCAAACACCGCAUCCACAACGUUCCCCGCCGUCGCCGACCUACCUCCAACCGCCUCGCCGCCGCUCCCCGAAGGCGGCGCUUACGAGCAGCACCAACAAUUUGCAGCCCCGAUAGCUUUAAGUAGAGCAAGCCUGUUUCAAACGCCAAUAUUUGGAAUAGAAUGAAAGGUGGAUAAUAUGGUAGCUGCCACUAAGCUGACUGUGUAGUAAUCAAAGCUGUGUACUGACCUUUUUUUUUUCUUUGUUUUUUUAGAUUAUGCUUUUUUCUUUUCUUUUAUUAUGUAUUUUCUUUACCUUCAGUCACUCACUAUAUUUUGUCUUUGUUAUGGGCAAAUUUUAUAU
Cucurbita maxima (winter squash) is the source of this 1664-nucleotide messenger RNA. RefSeq names its product AP2-like ethylene-responsive transcription factor AIL5. The record is from RefSeq and is a predicted model, not a curated record. Bases 111 to 1487 code for a protein of 458 amino acids. Gene Ontology annotation, molecular function: DNA binding; DNA-binding transcription factor activity. The transcript has 9 exons. Gene Ontology annotation, biological process: regulation of DNA-templated transcription. Lineage: Eukaryota; Viridiplantae; Streptophyta; Magnoliopsida; Cucurbitales; Cucurbitaceae.